AUGGAGAACACUACUCCAUUUCAACCUUGGGCCGUUGAAGAGAGUUCCAAAUUAGUAAAAUCAGAGAGAGAAUUAGCGGAUGACGCGAAACUUCAUCGGGAAAAUGUCAAUCAUCCAAAACAUAGGCAAAUUGCGUCUUACGAUAAAGAAACUAUCGUUGCUUCAAGUAAUAAUCCGGGACCAUCAACUUCAUCGGAAACGAGCUUGGAUCCAGUUACUGGAAAGGAAUCCAAAAUGGAUUCAGGAAAAAUAGCUUCUAUGCAACAAAUAGUUGAAAAUACCAUAAGCCAAGAUGGACGGCAAAGGGUUGCACAAUUACUGGAAGCAGUAGAAGCCCUCAGUGGUGCUGAGAGGUUGUUGUUAUAUCUCCGUUUACCAACUGGAGUUCCCCCACAUGAUCCUUUAAAACAACCUGUUAAUCCAUUAGGUUCGAGAGCAGAGCUUCAACAAACUGUCACCUGGAUACAAACACACUUGGAAGUAGAUCCAGACGUUUCUCUACCAAAACAGGAUGUCUACGAUGAAUACAUCGCUCACUGUAUGAGUAGCAAUAUGAAGCCACUAUCGACUGCCGAUUUUGGGAAAGUAAUGAAGCAGGUCUACCCAACUGUGCGGCCUAGGAGAUUAGGGACGAGAGGGAAUUCAAGGUACUGUUACGCAGGUCUUCGUAAGAAAAUUAAGCUUGAAGUCCCUCAGCUUCCUGAUUUGGGAGAGUCAUCCAAGGAAGGUCACAUCGGAACCAGCGAACACGAAAGAGUUAUAUGCGAGUGGGCGGAAUCUAAGUUAGGUGUUAAAUUCAGCAGUAUCACGGAGCUGUCCCGUCACGUCGGUCCAAUGAUGAUGAGAGCCAGACCUGGACCUUCCAGUGCCUCUCCACCGCCUAUGGCAGUACUUGUACCAUCAGAAGAAACUUCUGGCCCUCAAUUGAUGAAGCAGCUAAAACGGAAGAUACAGGGAACACCGGGAAGACCAAAGAAGAACAAAGCCCAGGAGAUCGUGGAAUCGCCCCCCUCUACCUCAUACGUGCCCUCCGUGAAGCACGAAAGCGAGAUGGACCCGUACUACCAGCAACCCUACGUUUAUGAGGUCCGUCCGCCUUUUCCCUACUCGGCUCCUCCCCGCGCCCAUCCCCCCCACGAGUAUCGGCCCGAGCCCUACUUCGAGCCCUCGUACGCCCCCCGCGACCUGUCUCUCCCCCCAGACCCGGCCCCCAAUCUUCCCAUCAACCUCAGCAGCGACGCCUCCCUCGAUCUGUCCACGGAGCGUAGCGAUUGGCAACGCCGACGCCCUCCUGACCCCCGCCUCCCCCUGCCCGGGAAGAAGCUCAUCCUCGAGACGUACCAGAACGAAACGCAGACUUCGCCCCGCUCCACACACGAGACGUACCUGCCCAAGAAGAUGCGCGCCGCCGAAAUACUCGGAAAGGCGCCGAGGCAACCCGACGCUUACGAGCCGGCCCGUCCCGAGCCUUUUUUAGAGGAUCCAAAAAACUUACCGAGCCGGUCCAAAAGCACCGCCGCGGCGCUGGCCCGGAGACAGGAGGCGGCGACUCCGAUAGGGGCGAAGGCCCCGCUUAGGACUCCCACUGACGCUACCCACGACUCUUGCUGCGGCAUCGACGGCAUCAACAUCAAGACGGGCGUCAUCUGCGGCGAGAAGCACUCCGAGAUCCUUAACCGAGAACGCGUCAUAAGCAUCUGCAACAUAGACAAACACGAUCUCGACGACUACCUCAACGAGAACAACAGCCAGGAGCACGAGGAGGAGCUCCUCAAGUACUUUCACCCGAAAGACGCGGACAGGGAGAACGCGAACCCGUCCGCUUUUUUAGAAACUAGUCAAGACGUCCCGGAUGAGCACAGUCAAGGCAAGAACGAGAAGAUUUCCCAGCUCCGCGAAUUGCUCGCGAAGAAUUUGAAGAAUCCAAGCGGGACUAACCCGGGAAAUUCGGAACCCCAAGCCCCGGCGGAAACCUUUCCAGUGAACAAAACCACCGAUGCAGACGGUUUCAAACCCGUCAGCUUAGACAAUACGGUGAGAGAAGCAAAUUUCCCCACUCAUAAUGAGAAUUUAAGCAAGCAGUGCAACUCGAUACCAAAUGGAAAUGGAAAUUCGACUCCAUACAAUUCGGAGAAUACUCCUCAGCUGAUGAAUAUGGGACCUCAUCUGUACAAUGGUAAUUGUAACAACGAACCGCAAAGUCCCACGACCAGAACUCAGCAGUACGACUUCGUUCCCAUAUCUGAUGGAUGCCAUUCACCGAGAAAUUUUAACUCCAAAUCACCUUUGGGGUUCAGUCAGAGAGUCAAUAGUCCGACAAAAGUUUCCAAGCCCGUUAUUUUGAGCGGCUCACUCCAGACGUCUCCGGUAUCCCAUAGCACCGCGGCCAGUCCUUUCGUCAGUCCCAGGAACACGCCAGUUCCCAGAUCCCGCUUAUGUUCCAGACCCAUCCCGAAACUGAACGGCCGAAAACGUCGGAAUCCCCUUACAUUGGGAAUGACCGAUCCCUGUACAAACAACAAUAGACCGUUCGCAGUUCCGAAUGACCAAAAAUUCGUGACCAAAACAGCGUGUAACACGAACGUGAAGUAUUCGCCGAUGUCCGCCCCUCCCUCACCGAACAUUCUGUCCCACUACAAAUACCAAGUGCUCCAGAACUCAGUUCCGAAUGGUGUCAAUAACGUGUGUCUGUUCGCGAAUUCCUUUCGAGAUAACGCCAACGGGGAUAGUGGCCAUCCUCUAUCCGCCGAUCCGUUAUCGAGUGAAGUGAGCCAGUUUUUUCAAGAACCAAUGGCUAACUAUCGUUCGAACCACGAUCCGACGUUCAGGUCACAAUCGGUGCCUCUGAAACAGGCGAUAAACAAUAUGACACUUCUCAGCUACAAUAACACUCCAGUGGGAUCCGUUCCACCCACUCCGGUUCCGAAUGAAUUUUGCGAUUUCGGAUCCCUAGCCGACUGUGACAUAUCGAGAGCCGGUCUAAACCCGGAGACUUUGGACAAAAUUUACGACGCAAUAGAUAGUAGUAACGAGGUACUUAACGCUGGAUCGACAACUUUACUGAACUCCAACAAUCUGACCAACGGUUGUGACCCAUUACCAGAGCAACAGAUACUGACGGAUCAGCAUUUGAACUCUUUCAUACCCAGCGGGGAGUUGUUGGAUAGAACCGGUCAGUUCACAGAUAGCUUCACGAACGAUUCAUCCAGCGAGAACGUCGAGGAAUAUUUGAAACGAACGAGCAGUAUAGAGUUUCAAAUAUCUGAACUGGAAACUGAUAAAAAUAAGUAUUAUACUUCUCGCUCGGUUCCCAGUACUCCGCUUCCGUAUAAACGUGUGCCGGAGUUGCAGAUAGAUUCACGGCGUUCGAGGGAGUUGUUCGCGGCUGAUACGUUCUCUAUGACGAACGGUUUAUCGUCCAAGUCGGUGCCGUCGACGCCGCAGAUGGUCGAAGAUAGGAGCAUCUUCAGUUAUAGCAAUAGAGAUUUUCUUAUAAAUGGAAAUUCCGUUGAGUUGUGCGGAACUAGCCAGGUUAGGACGCUGGUUGACAGCGACCAAGGUCUCACUUCUCCCUUGGACGUGUUGCGGGAGGAUAUUCUUGAUCCGUUGACGCCCGCCGCCGAUCUGUUGGCAGACUUAGAUAAGAUAGACGGAGCACCAUAUGUUGACCUGUAA
Messenger RNA from Pieris macdunnoughi, 3675 nucleotides. The record is from the annotation of a GenBank genome assembly. NCBI's taxonomy places the organism in Eukaryota, Metazoa, Arthropoda, Insecta, Lepidoptera, Pieridae.